UAAAUUUAGUAUCGCAUAGCAUACUUCGUGAUCGGUUGAAAGCUCGAGCUUCUGCUAUCCGCUGUGUCCCAUUCAUCAUGGUUUCUGAGAAUGACAUAGCUUCAAAACCUACUGAUUAGAAAGUAGAAACAGGACGCCUGUCACCCUAGCAUGGCCAUGUUUAGCACCGGUGUCCUGGUCCUCACAUCUCCACUGAACUCUCUGCCUCUGCGGAUUGCACCAGUCUUGACGUCCGCCGCGCAGAUAGUAGAGCGAACGCUGUAUGUUCACUUACACCCGGGGCUGAACCUCUCCAGUGCAGCCCGGCCCAGUCCUGUCUACAUCCCGGCAACACGUGACGUCACCAGCCUCAUAACAAGUCUCUACUCCAAAGCCGCGGACGUGUGCAGCCACUUGGAUAUCAGGGUUCUCCUGACCAACAUAAGAGCCCAUAGCCUGUCUCACAACCCCUUUCCCUCUGCUCAGACCCUAUCCCACACCCCCGAGGUGGUCCUGACUGACUACGGCGUGUCGGAUUCAAGUCAGUCGAACUUAGCAAAGCAGUGCCUGGGAAGGUAUGCUGCCAGCUGUUACGUUUGCAAGCCCAACCUGGCGACAGUGCUGCUGACCCCGGGGUUAGACCCUGCUGCAGAGGGGGGGAGCUCCGACAGCUCCCCAGCCCUGAGGAUAUACAGCGACGUGGUGGUCGGAGGAACCUUUGACAGGCUGCACGGCGCUCAUCAGAUUCUUCUCAGUGUCUCCUGUCUACUGGCAGAUGAGCGCUUCCUGAUUGGCGUUUCGGAUCAUGAUUUAUUGAAAAAUAAGAUGCUGAAAGAGUUGAUCCAGCCCUACUCUGUGCGGGUGAAGAAACUCCAGGAGCUACUGCAGGACAUCAAGCCGUCUCUCCGCUACGAGCUUGUGCCCCUUUCGGACCCCUACGGCCCCUCCAUCACAGACCCCCACCUCAAGUGCAUUGUGGUCAGCGAGGAAACGCGGAAAGGGGGGGAUGCCGUGAACAAGAAGAGGCUGGAAAAUGGUCUCCCAGAACUGGUCCUGCACGAGAUCCAGUUGAUUAAAGACGCCCAUCACACCGAUAUUGAAGAGGAGAAGAUCAGCUCUUCCAGCCUACGCUUCCGUCUGCUCGGGUCACUGCUGCAGCCUCCACAGGAAAACCCAAAUAUCCCGGCGCUCCCCUACGUGAUAGGUCUGACAGGAGGCAGUGGGAGUGGCAAGUCUUCUGUUGCCAAGCGCCUGGAGAGACUGGGAGCGGCGUACAUAGACAGUGACCGACUGGGGCACGAGACCUACAGGCAGGGUGGCGCUGCCUAUCACAAAGUAGUAGAGGAGUUUGGAGCGGACAUUUUGAAUGAAGAUGGGACAAUCAACAGAAAGCUGCUUGGCAGAAAAGUAUUUGAAAAUAAGGAGAAGAUGAAAUGCCUUACCGAUAUCGUAUGGCCAGAAAUAGUCAACCUCACCAAAAAACAGAUAAGCGAGGCAGCAGCUGAGGGCAAGACAGUGUGUGUGGUGGAUGCAGCAGUCCUACUGGAGGCUGGCUGGACAGACAUGGUUCAUGAAGUCUGGGUGACCAUUAUUCCUGAGCCAGAGGCAGUGACUCGUAUAACGAACAGAGAUGGUGUGAGUGAGGAGGAUGCAAAGAAAAGACUGGCUAACCAGUGGACCAACUCCCAGCGAGUGGAGCACGCAAAUGUGGUCCUGUGUACCCUGUGGGAGCCUGAAAUAACACAGAGACAGGUGCAGAAAGCUUGGGACCUUCUUCAAGAGAGAAUCAGCAAAAGAAGAAAUCAUUAACUUUGAUUGGUCAGCUUUAGUAAAAGUUCAGAAAUUAUGCAAACUUUUUUUUUAUCAGUAUAGUAAAUAAAAAUUCAGGUACAGUAAUUAUGAAUGAUUGUAUAUGUUGGUUUCUCGUAUGUAGUUUCACUAAUGGAAAAAUAUGACUGGUCAUUUUCAGAAUAUACACAAUAUAUACCCUGCAGAGCAAUAUCAUGCCACAAUAAUCUAGCCAGACAACAGGUAAAUUAAAAUGUACAUUACAUUAGCUAGUGUGCUUUUGACGUAAAAGUUGCAGCUUUAAAAUAUAUAUAUAUAUAUAUAUAUAUAUAUACUUUUAAAAGUUUUUGGGUAGUUAAACCAAACAUAAUGUUUGUGCGAUGGUAAAUCUAAAACAGUUUGCAAGCUAAGCCUUAACUAAACACUGCCCCUUCUAUAUUUAUUCUUAUUCACUGUUUAGCAACUGCCUGUUGCACAUACAAACCCGAUACCACUUUCAAGCCAGUUACAAAUAAUACUCUGCUUGGAAAGACAUCCACAAAAUUAGUUUUAAUGCCAAGUGAAUUAUAAAACGAACAAUGAAACGAUAAAAGGUAGACCAUCUAUUGUGACAAUCACAACAAGAUUUUCGGUUGCCUGUUUUACUGAUCGUAACAGCGGAGUAUCUAAAUACUGCUGUUGUUUAAAUUAAUAAGACAAGGCGACUUUGAGAGAAUCAACAUCUCCUAGGUAAGUUAAGUAAAAUGACAGGUUUAAUAUUAAAACUGUUUAUCUCAAUUGAAUACUCCCCAAGGUUUCAUAAUAUACCAGCAAUGCAGUGUCAUGAAAAAAAAAGAAGCUGUUUCAUUGGAGGUCUUUAGUUGUUUUUGUAAUGCCAGUUCUUCAUUCCUUGCUGCAACCCAACUUAGAACCAUACUUUAGAACUUCCACGCAAAUUGUUAUCUAGGAAUUCUACGCAGCACUGACAGACUGUGCGAAGGGACUGGCGUCUUUCCCUGCAAUCUACUGUUUAUGAGAACCAUGCGUACUAAUAAACUGUG
This is a messenger RNA of Polyodon spathula (Mississippi paddlefish), 2807 nucleotides long. RefSeq names its product CoA synthase (gene coasy). The record is from RefSeq and is a predicted model, not a curated record. Bases 151 to 1788 code for a protein of 545 amino acids. Gene Ontology annotation, biological process: coenzyme A biosynthetic process. The transcript has 10 exons. Gene Ontology annotation, molecular function: ATP binding; pantetheine-phosphate adenylyltransferase activity; dephospho-CoA kinase activity. NCBI's taxonomy places the organism in Eukaryota, Metazoa, Chordata, Actinopteri, Acipenseriformes, Polyodontidae.